Molecule: messenger RNA, 209 nt
Organism: Paramuricea clavata
Lineage: Eukaryota; Metazoa; Cnidaria; Anthozoa; Malacalcyonacea; Plexauridae
Source: the annotation of a GenBank genome assembly
AAAAUCGUAAACAACGCGUAACAGUGUUAGGAGCAACGUCAGACCUACUUCCUGUCACGUCUGGUGUACCGCAAAGUUCAAUACUUGGUCCAGCAUCGUUCCUCCUCUACGUCAAUGAUCUGCUAAGCAAUGUGAAGUCAAGUCGUGUUGCAAUGUUUGCGGACGAUACCAAAGUCUUCAACAGACUUCAAGGCAAUACAAUCGCAUGA